AUGAUAAAUUAACCAAAUUCAAUUAUAGAAUUACCUUUCCAGGUUUCUACAAGUCAUAUCCUAGACUUAUUUAUUAGCUGCACAAAAAAGAAGUAAAGUUUUCAAAUUAUUAUUAUAGAUAAUAUUAAAUAUUGGAGAAGGAUUCAAAUUAAAUUAUAGCUAUUAAGGAAAAUGUAGCAGUGAUUAAAAAUACUUUAAAAAGAAUGAUUUGCAUAUAAGAAAACACUUUUGAAUAAAUUUGUUUGGUUAAAAUCUAAAUUGAUACAAAUUAAGUUAAAUGUGUCAGAAUAGUUUCUAUAAGAGGGAUCACUGGACAUUAUGAUGAAAAUUAAGAAUUGAUUAACUAUUUCUUAUCUAAAAUUGAUAAAUUGCGUAAUAAGAAAACUUAAGAUUAAAAUAUGAUGAAUGAAGCAUCUGAAUUUGUUGGGAUUGUGAAUGUUUCAGAAGAGAUGGAAAAUCCUGCAAAUCAAAACCCAUAUUAUUUAGAAACAAGUGCUUAUUAUAUGUUUCAUAAGUUAUUAUGUGCUUCAAAUUAUGGCUUAGGAAAAAAAGUAGCAGAAUAUAUUCAAAAAUUAUAAAACAAUCUUAAUAAUGACUAAACUAACAUUAAAUAAAAUGUUUAAUAAUUAAAUGCAUUUAUUAAUCAAAUUGUGGAAACAUUAUUUCAAUCUUUUAAUUUUGGUAAAUAAGAAACUACUUAAAUAAUGCCUUAUUGCAAGAUUUCUAUUGAAAAAUAUUUUUAUUUAAAGUUAUCUCAUUGUAUUUUACCUCAAUACUAAAACAUGUUUAAAUAAUAGAAUGAAUUAUUCAGAUCUAAGAAAAUAGACAGAAAUAACAUAUAGAUAAAAAGUGAUUUACAUAAAGAUCUAUAGAUUCCAGAAUUCAAUUCUUAAUAAACAAUACGAAUUACAGAAGCCUUAAAUGAAUUAGAUAAAAUUGAAUAUAUGAGUUAUCCUAGAGAGAAGUUGAGGUGUUUAUAAUUGAUGAAUGCAAUUCUUAAAGGUACUCUUUAUAAUAUUAUUACAUAGCUAUUAACUCUGGUUUAAUUGAUUAAUUAGUGAAGUACUGUUUGAUAUUGAGUAAUGUAGAUCAUCCAUUCUCAGAAAUUUAAUUACUCAUAGAUUCAACAAGUUCACAAGAUAGACAAUUCCUGAAUAAAAUUUAUGUACAAAAUUAUUUAAUUAUAGCAUCAAUUAGAAGAAAUAAUCAGUUCUUGAUAUAUUAAUUUUAAUUAAUUUAAUUUAUUAAUAAAAAAACUUACAAAAGGAUGAAUAACUUUGAUGAAGACCCAAAUCCCAAUUCCACAGGUCUAAUUAACAAAUUAGGUUUUUAAGUACAAUUACUAUAGCUAGUGGAACUAAAAAUGUUGUAACAGGAACAGUGAAUUCCGUUGGAUACGGUAUAUGGUGGGCUGGCUCAGGCAUAGUUAAUGCUAGUGGCAAUCUUCUUCAUCUUGGAAAAGGUGGAUUCAGCAAAACUCCUAAAGCUUAAGAAAACAAUGAGCUUAAAGGACAAUAGUUAGUAAACAUCAAUAAAUGA
Molecule: messenger RNA, 1539 nt
Organism: Paramecium pentaurelia
Lineage: Eukaryota; Ciliophora; Oligohymenophorea; Peniculida; Parameciidae
Source: the annotation of a GenBank genome assembly